AUGGAAUAUCGCUUUCUUGGACGUUCUGGCUUACAGGUCUCAGCAAUCUCUUUGGGGAGCUGGCUCACAUACGGCGGCCAUGUUGACAAAGAUAGAGCGUUUGCCUGUAUGAAAGCAGCCUAUGAUUGCGGCAUCAACUUUUUUGACUGCGCCGAGGGUUAUGCUGAUGGUGACGGUGAAAGGAUCAUCAAUUGGGGUGGCUCAUACGGUGAGAUCGCGGCCAACAACUACGGUUUAUCGCGGAAGCAUAUUAUCGAAGGUCUAGAUGCGUCACUUGAGCGUAUGGGCCUCUCAUACGUAGACCUCGUCUACGCACACCGUCCAGACAGAAAGACGCCAAUCGAGGAAAUCGUGCGAGCUUUCAACCAUGUCAUCAACAUGGGCAAGGCCUUUUACUGGGGUACUUCCCAAUGGAGCGCCGAUGAGAUCGCUACAGCCUGGAGGUAUGCUGACAAGCUUGGUCUCAUUGGGCCGACCAUGGAACAACCGGAAUACAACAUGCUCACGCGGACUAAAGUCGAAUCCGAGUUUGUGCAUUUGUAUAGAGAAGUUGGCACCGGAUUGACCGUCUUCUCGCCACUUGCUAUGGGACUUUUAACUGGCAAGUACAACGAUGGUAUCCCGGAUGAUUCCCGACUUGGAGUAAGCGAUGAUAAAUUUGUAAAGCUUACAAAGUCGGAGUUUGGGAACGAGGAGGGUAAGAAAAUGCUGCGCAAGAUUGCUCGGCUCAAGCCUGUAGCUGAAAGCCUGGGAACGUCACAGGCGAUAUUGGCGUUGGCCUGGGUGCUGAAGAACAAGAAUGUCAGCUCGGCUAUUACGGGAGCCAGCAGGCCGGAGCAGAUACAGGAGAGUGUGAAAGUAUUCUCCAUCUUGCCCAAGUUGACCGAUGAGAUCAUGCAAGAGAUUGAUAACAUACUUGAGAACCGACCGACACCAAUUACAAGUCGAUUUAUAUAG
Messenger RNA from Fusarium pseudograminearum CS3096, 957 nucleotides. RefSeq lists its product as uncharacterized. The coding region runs from base 1 to 957 and encodes 318 amino acids. Lineage: Eukaryota; Fungi; Ascomycota; Sordariomycetes; Hypocreales; Nectriaceae. The transcript has 3 exons. The record is from RefSeq and is a predicted model, not a curated record.